This is a messenger RNA of Klebsormidium nitens, 4186 nucleotides long. NCBI's taxonomy places the organism in Eukaryota, Viridiplantae, Streptophyta, Klebsormidiophyceae, Klebsormidiales, Klebsormidiaceae. The record is from the annotation of a GenBank genome assembly.
AUGAGUACGAUAGAUAAGAUGCUCAUUAAGGGCAUUCGCAGCUUCAGUCCGGACAACAAAACAGUAAUAGAGUUCUACAAACCACUGACUCUGAUUGUUGGAGCCAACGGCGCUGGCAAGACGACCAUCAUUGAGUGCCUCAAGCAUGCUUGCACAGGAGAACUGCCACCCAACGCCCGUUCCGGCCACACGUUUGUCCAUGACCCUAAAGUUGCAGGAGAGACGGAAACCAAGGGACAGAUCAAGCUUCGGUUCAAGACAACAGCUGGUCGCGAUGUGGUCUGCAUCAGAUCUUUCCAGCUCACUCAGAAAGCAUCAAAGCUUGAGUACAAGGCAGUGGAGAGUGUGCUUCAGACAAUUGAUCCUCGAUCAGGAGAGAAAGUGGCUCUGAGCUAUCGUUGCGCCGACAUGGACCGCGAGGUGCCAUCGCUAAUGGGGGUGCCCAAGGCCGUGCUGGAGAACGUGAUCUUUGUCCAUCAGGACGAGGCUAACUGGCCACUUGCGGAAGCAGCGGUCUUGAAGAAGAAGUUCGACGAGAUCUUUUCAGCAACAAGGUACACGAAAGCUCUUGAAGUAAUAAAGAAGCUGCACAAGGAGCAGGCGCAGCAAGUGAAGGAGUACAAGCUGAAAUUGGAUCAUCUUCAAACUCUUAAGGACGCAGCUUUUAAGCUGAACUCAGACAUCGACACGGACAACAGCAAGUCGGCGGCCCUCCAAUCGAAGAUCAAAGAACUGGAGCAGAAGAUUGCUGAGCGCCAGAGCAGGAUUGACAAUAUCAAGAGUGCUCUCCGGAAGAUGCAAGCGUGGCAGAACGACAUCGAAGUGAAGGAAGGGACGCGAGCGGUUCUUGCUAGACAGAGAGAUCAGCUGUACAACGCCCUUGAAGAGGAGAGCGACGAGUCGACCGAGGAAUUGAGAACCUUCCAGGAGGACUUUGCGAAGACCGUCGCCGGCAUGCGCAUCCAGGCGGCGAAGCUGGAGCGGCAGCUGACAGACGCGCAGAUGCAGGACCAGAGCGAGAAGGAAAACUUCAACAGGCUGCAGCUGAUGAAGGGCAAACUGCAGGCGGAAGCAGAGACCUGCAACAACGACAGGCAAGAUCGGGACAGGCUCAUCCAGGCCUUGGCGGCCAAGCACGGCAUUGCUGUCGAAGGGGCCACCCCUUUCCCUGAUCAAGCGGCCUCCGCCUUCUUCGACAAAGCACGACAGCAGCUCGAACAGCUACAGCGGAGUCUUCAGCAAAUGAAGGCUGUGAACAAGAGAAGAGACGACGAGCUUACUUCCAACUGGGAGUCCCUCCGUAGCCAAUUUCUCAAAGCAGACGGAUCCAUCAGCCUGAAGAUGCAACAAAAGGCCGACAAUGAAGACAAGCUCGAGGGCUUUGGAAGGCUGCUCCAAGAUGGACCAGCAAUUGAGAGGGCUUUUGAGGAAACUGCGGAGAGGGUAGAAGAAUUGCAAGCGGAAUACAACCGGAAAGCGGAGGAGGCGGAGCGCGAGAAGUACGACGAGAAGAUACAGGAUGUGGACCGAGAGCUGCUGGCCGUGCGGCAGCGAAUGGCGGAUCUGCAGAAAGAGAAAGACCAGAUGAACGCGGAGACGGCGGACCGAGUGCAGCUGCGCAUCAAGAAGCAGGACCUACAGGAAAAGGAGAAGAGCUACAAGCAGAUCAUGAGCGAGCAGCAAGCAAGGCUGAAGAAGGCCUUCCACGGUCGGGUGCCGGAGGCGCCUAGGCUUCUUGCCGAGAUGAAGAGCCUAACGAACUCCUCUCGGAGCCAGUAUGAGGCGGUCAAGCAGAAGUCGGACGACGAGGCCAAGAAGGUGGCAAUUCUGGAGGAAAGGCACAGGGCGGCCGCCAAAACCCUGACGACACUUGAGCGGGAGAUGGAGAGGACGAAGGCUUUCCUUAUGUCGAAUCUGCGAGGCCUGCUGGACGGCGACUACGAGCUGAACGAGUUCAAGGAGGCCAAGGAAGACACGGAGAAAGACGCGCUGACUGCGAAAGCGAAUUUUGCUGUCGUGCAAGCGUCGGAGCCUCUAUAUCAACGCUACAUCGACGGAGCAAAGAAGCAACACAUCUGCGUCGUCUGCGAGAAGGGUCUGAACUCCAGGGAGGAGAUUGCUUUCGUGUCCAAAUACGAGAACCAGAAGCGCACGAUCGGCGACCAGAUGGUGCAAUGCCAGCGGAUGAGCGAGAACGCGCAGCGCACGCUGGACGCCAUCCGGGACCUGGAGCCGCAGUACUUCGCGUUUGCCGACCUUCAGGAGAAGAAGCUGCCGGCGGCCGAAAGAGACGUGCAGAGCAUUGAGGCGGAGCUGGAGAAGGCGCGGGAGAAAUCAAAUGAUGCUGCUUUGGAGCUGAGCAGUACCGAGGUCGAGUUCAAGGAAGUGGAGAAGCUGGAGGGCAUUGCCACAACAGUCGACCGGUUGGUGCAAGAAGCCGCGGCGCUGCAGGACCGAAUCAAGGACCAGGAGUUCAAGCUGGAGACGCUCUCCCAGGCGGCGCGCUCGGUUGCCGACAUCAACACGGAGCUGGAAAAGCUUGAGGACGACAGGGAAACGUUGGAGCGCAAGAGAAAAAGGAUCCAGGAGAAGAAAGAGAGGGACAACAGCGAAGUGUCGGCGGCGCAGACCCGCUGGCGCAAUGCUCGCGACGAGAGCUUUCAGGCGAACAUCCAGAAGAACAGGCUGGACGACGUGCGGAGGCAAAGAGAGGAGACCGAGGCGUCGAUCAACAGCCUGGGAAUCGAAAUACAGGUGCUGCAACAAAAGCUGGGGCCUCUACAACGGGAGCAGGACGCGUUACUGCGGCAUCGGGACACGCACCGCGAGACGGCGCAGCGGGAGGAGGCGGCGGAGGACGAGAAGGGGCGCGCCAUGCAGCGGGACGUGGACCAGCUGAGGGCGGUCAAUGGGAAGAUCUCCAAGUACCUUUUGGCUGGGGGCGAGACGAGGUUGCGAGAGACGCUGGAGAAGAUCACGCGGUGCGUCGCCAACCAGAAAGCGUACGAGGAGACGAUCUCGGAGCUCGGGGAGAAGCUCAAAGAGUUGAACAAGCAGGUGCAAGCGCAGGACACGAUCAAGCGCAACAUCGACGACAACCUGAACUACCGGUCGGUGCGUGACGAGGAGCGGCGGCUGGCCUCGGAGAUCGACGAGCUGCAACAGAAGGUGGUGGCGGCUGGGGACGACACCGGGCUCACCGAGGAGAUCAACCGAGGGCAGAGUGAUCGGGACACCAUGAAUGAUGAGGCGAACCGGUUGCGGGGGACGGUGUCCGCUUACGAGGGCAACAUCAAGCGGAACCGGACGGAGCUCAAGGACCCCCGGUACGCCGACAUCGAGAACCGGUACCGCAACCAGCUGAUCCAGCUCAAGACGACGGAGAUGGCCAACAAGGACCUGGACAAGUACUACCACGCACUUGACAAGGCGCUGAUGCGUUUCCACUCGAUGAAGAUGGAGGAGAUCAACAAGAUCAUCAAGGAGCUGUGGCAGCAAACGUACCGCGGACAGGACAUCGACUACAUUGAGAUACGGUCGGACGCCGAAACGACGUCCAGCGCGCGCUCGUAUGCGUACAGGGUCGUCAUGAGGAGCGGUGAUGCGGAGCUGGACAUGAGGGGACGUUGCAGUGCAGGCCAAAAGGUGCUGGCGUCGCUGGUCAUUCGGCUGGCCCUUGCCGAGACCUUCUGCCUCAACUGCGGCAUCCUGGCCCUCGAUGAGCCGACGACGAACCUGGACACGCCCAACGCGGAGAGCUUGGCAGGGGCCCUCUCCAGGAUCAUGCAAGACCGAAAGACGCAGCAGAACUUCCAGCUAAUCGUCAUCACGCACGAUGAACGAUUCGCCCAGCUGAUUGGCCAUCGCGAGUACGCCGAGAAAUACUACCGGAUAUCCAAGAACGAGCACCAACAUAGCCACAUCGAGGUCCAAGACAUCUUUGACUAGCCGUUCGAGGACGGCAGACUAGUCUCUGCUGCAAGCGUAGGUCUAUAGGUCGUGCAAGGAGAGGAGAUACGUGUACAUAUUGAGCUAGAGACAGUUGAAAGGAAACAGCGAAAGUUGCAGUGAUGAAUGGUGUCGUGCCAACUUGCAAAAGGCUGGAGUUGAGUCAGGUUGUUCAACAGCUUGUACUGAAAGAUACGUUGUCAUCAAUGUUCUGUGCUUGUGUUGGCUUCCUGAGCUG